AUGUCUGUUCGAGUGCGGUUUUCGUCCGCUCGGCCUGGAGUGGCGUACGUCUCUCCUUCAGGGGAGCAGGACAACACGGAUGGUGCACUUGUGACCGAGAUUCUCUCGAAACCCAUGCCUCCUCUUCAUCAAGAGGAUAAUUUUCGCAUGGACGCUCAUACAGCGGCGAGCAUCGGCGAUGUUACAGUGAUUCAUGUCAGUAGUUUUUUUAGAAAUAUAUUUGGAAUAUUCCGUGCAGAGAAUUUGACAUUAAAUGAAAAUCAGACGCUUGCGAAAGAACGCCUUCAGGCUCUGAUUGCGAGCAAAAAACUUGAUCCGAAUGCGAAGAAUCUUUCGGAGUGGACUCCACUUCUGUAUGCCGCCUACCUUGGGCACCACAAUGUUUGCACCGCACUUAUAGAUGCUGGAGCCAAGCUCGAUGAUUGCAAUCUCAAAGGACAAACAGCGUUGAUGAUGGCAUCAGCUUGUGGGAAUCUACAGUCUUCAAUUUCUCUCAAUCUGUUGAGCAAGGUGAGUAGAUUACAGGUGGUACGCCUCUUACUGGAACGAGGAGCUAGUGUAAAUAGGGCGGACAGCCAAGAUCGGCAAGCACUGCAUUAUUCGAGCAGUUGCAGUCAGAAUGUGGUGACGGAUGCGCUCCUUCAAGCCGGGGCCGAUCCUAAUGCUCCUGAUGUUGAAGGCAUGACUCCUAUGCUAGAGGCAUGCUCGUCCGGGCACGAACUUACCAUAUGUAGUCUGCUUGAAUACGUGCGUAUGGGAGGCGAUCCCCUUCUGAGAAACUGUCGUGGUGAGGACUGUCAAGCUCUGGCGGGAGAAGAUCUGAAGAUUCAGCAGUUGCUGAUGGAUAAUAUUACACGUCGUAGUUCCUCUGGAUUCAACAAUGAAUCACCACGAACUAGAAGACCUCGAACGCUGGACGACCUUCUGGAAGGCAUGAAUCUCUCUCGGCUUUCCGAAAAGUUCAGAUCUGAAAACAUAGACUUGAACCUGUUUUUCGAUCUCACAGAAAAGGAUUUCGAAGAAAUGGGGAUAGCGUAUGGUCCGAAAAAGCGCAUGCUGACAGUCAUCGACCAGUAUAGGAAAAGUGGUCAGAUUUCGUAUGAGCCGCUUGAUGUGGAAUUAGCACAUUCUCCUACAUUCACGGCAGUAAGCGUAUACUACAAGAUAUAG
Molecule: messenger RNA, 1170 nt
Organism: Angiostrongylus costaricensis
Lineage: Eukaryota; Metazoa; Nematoda; Chromadorea; Rhabditida; Metastrongylidae
Source: the annotation of a GenBank genome assembly